This is a messenger RNA of Heteronotia binoei (common prickly gecko), 741 nucleotides long. RefSeq names its product sodium voltage-gated channel beta subunit 3 (gene SCN3B). The record is from RefSeq and is a predicted model, not a curated record. The coding region runs from base 55 to 711 and encodes 218 amino acids. The transcript has 5 exons. Gene Ontology annotation, biological process: ventricular cardiac muscle cell action potential; sodium ion transport; regulation of heart rate by cardiac conduction. Gene Ontology annotation, molecular function: sodium channel regulator activity. NCBI's taxonomy places the organism in Eukaryota, Metazoa, Chordata, Lepidosauria, Squamata, Gekkonidae. Gene Ontology annotation, cellular component: voltage-gated sodium channel complex.
CGCGGAGCCCCGGCAGCCCGGAGCCCUCCCGCUUCGUCCGCCUCGCUCGGAGUAAUGGCGGCGCUGACCAAGGUGGCCGGAGCCUCCACCCUCCUGGUGGUCUUGUGGGCUGGAGUCUGCUCAGCAGUCUGCGUUGAAGUCCCAUCCGAGACUGAGGCGGUCCAGGGAUCUCAGAUGAAGCUCUUGUGUAUCGCUUGCAUGAAGAGAGAAGAAGUCACUGCCAAUACUGUGGUGGAAUGGUUCUAUAGGCCUGAAGGAGAAGAAACCGAUGACCUCAUUUAUGUGUUCGAGAAUGAGAAAAAACUGACACCACCACUGAGCCGCUUCCAUGGGCGGCUGAUGUGGAACGGGAGCAAAGACAUGCAGGACGUGUCCAUCUCCAUCCACAACAUCUCCCUGAAUGAUUCGGGGGUCUAUACCUGCAAGGUCAACAGGACGUUUGACUUCGACAUCCAUCACCACACCGUCAUCACCUCCACACUGAUCCAUCUCACAGUCGUGGAGGAGGCUGGAGAAGACUUCACAUCGGUCAUCUCGGAAAUCAUGAUGUACAUCCUCUUGGUCUUCCUCACCUUGUGGCUUCUGAUAGAGAUGGUUUACUGCUACAGGAAGGUCUCCAAAGCAGAGGAGGCGGCCCAGGAAAAUGCGACUGACUACCUCGCGAUCCCGUCAGAAAACAAGGAAAACUGUGCUGUACCUGUGGAGGAGUAGCAGGUGAAGCCCCAGGGUAUGGUUUGCAAC